AUGUUAAAGGACCAACUAAAGUUUGCCGAUCCUAACAAUGCUAGAUCCAGAUCAUCCGUGCCUCCAACUUCAGAGGCAAUAUCUAUUAGUGAAGGGGAUUGUGGGUUCGGACUUGGUGACACUUCCAAUUUUGAGAGACCUAUUGGUAGGAAGGCCGAAAAGGCCAUCAGAAAGAAUAAAGCCAUCAGAAAAGAUGUUACAUCCAUGAAUCACUAUUUGUUUUGCAAGUUCCUUCUUGAUGACUUAAAUGAAGAUGAGAUAAUCGAAGAACUUGUUAUGGAAGCAUCAAAACCUAAGCGUUGCCGUCGUUCUAUCCAACGUAAUCAUUUGGUAGGCCAUGAGAGGCUUUUUCUUGAUUAUUUUGCUCCCACACCAAUAUAUCCACCCGCUUUAUUUUGUAGGAGAUUUCGGAUGAAGCGUUCUCUUUUUCUUCGUAUUCAAUCUCAAGUUGAAGCUCAUGACUCUUACUUUGUCCAAAAAAGAAAUAGUGCCAACAAACUUGGUUUAUCUUCAUUACAAAAGAUAACUGCUGCACUUAGAAUGCUUGUGUAUGGAGUAUCGAGUGAUUUGAUAGAUGAAUAUGUGCGGAUUGGAGAAACUACUGCAUUAGAAAAUUUGAAAAAAUUUGUUACUGUGGUAAUUGAUAUUUUCUUUGAAGAAUACUUGAGAAAGCCAAACAAUGAAGACAUUGCUAGACUGUUAGCUCACGGUGAACGUCGAGGUUCAAUUGUUGCUGAAGGACGUGCUCCUACAAUACAUUACUCAAUUCAUGGUCAUGACUACACUAUGGGAUAUUACCUUGCUGAUGGUAUAUAUCCAAAGUGGGCAACAUUUGUGAAAACAAUCCCAGCUCCACAAGGACAGAAGUAUAAAUUAUUUGCAGCAGCCCAAGAGGCGUAUAGGAAGGAUGUUGAGCGUGCAUUUGGAGUGCUUCAAGCACGUUUUGCAAUUGUUCGUGGACUUGCACGAUUUUUUCAUCUUGAAACACUCAAAAAGAUCAUGAAAGUGUGCAUAAUUCUCCAUAAUAUGAUUGUUGAAGAUGAGCGGGAUGAUAAUGAAGUGGUAGAUUUGGAUUAUGAACAAAAUGAUGGAAUGGAUAAUCCUCCUCUGCAAAUGUUACGUGAACAAAGUGAUGAAUUUUUGUCAUACAUUGAGAGGCAUGGACGCAUUAGAGACCGAGAAAUUGAUUUUCAACUCUAG
Molecule: messenger RNA, 1200 nt
Organism: Quercus lobata
Lineage: Eukaryota; Viridiplantae; Streptophyta; Magnoliopsida; Fagales; Fagaceae
Exons: 3
Coding region: 1-1200 (399 amino acids)
Source: RefSeq, a predicted model, not a curated record